Molecule: messenger RNA, 687 nt
Organism: Microbotryum saponariae
Lineage: Eukaryota; Fungi; Basidiomycota; Microbotryomycetes; Microbotryales; Microbotryaceae
Source: the annotation of a GenBank genome assembly
AUGUCGUCUGGUGCACCCGACUUUGAUGGCGCCGAGUUCGCACAGUCCGAUAUGCGACUGCUCCUAUCGGACGUCGAGUACAAGCUCACGCUGGUCCCAAAGGGGUACCCAGACUGGCAGCGGGUCACGGCACCCACGCUCGAGACCCGCAUCCCCUUCGUGGACGAGACCGGUGCCGCUCUCGACCCGGCUCGUCUACGCCGUCAUACCAACGACGGCACCCCUCCCAUUUCCGCCAUGGGUAUCCCAAGUGCGUCUUCCCUCGCACCUCGCACUCCUGCUCUGAACACGAGACUCGUCCAGCCAGACGAGGGCUCGGUCCACGCCAUGACGACGCUUGUGUAUCGCAAGACGUUGGACCCAGUCGCAGUCCAUUACAAGAUCGGGAAGAAGACUUGUGUCUUUCUUCCCGAUAUCUUACAGGCUCAGACGCAAUUUGUGAUCGGAGGUGCCGAGGAGCACCCCAGGUGGCUGCAGCUUGGCGACCUGCAAACUGGGGCGCCGCUGGAGCAAGCCGUCGCCGCUCUCGACAAGGCCCAGGAAGAGGGAAGGGGGAAGGGGUGGGGAGCCGCUGGGGCGAGGCGAUCGCUGCGCAGUGGCAACAGCGCGCAUAACGUGGGUGUAGAAAGUGAGUUGAAGCUCUCUCGGGCUUCUUACACUGCACUCUGUUCUUGGUCCGGAGACUAA